AUGGCGGACAGUCUAGAAAGACAACGUCCCUCGAUCGAGCCGGUCAACAAUGAACCCCGGACCAAGGAUCCACAGGCAGAGCAGCUGCUGGCUACAGAAGAUGACAACAACGAGGGCGACCCGUCGAGCAUAGCCGCUGCUGCAGCAGAUGCGGCGAACCGGAGUGGCAAACGAGGUAAAAUCGGCCGCCGGGCGUGCGACGGCUGCAAGGUGCGCAAGAUACGAUGCUCCGAGCUUCCCCCUUGCGACAGAUGUGUCAAGGUUGGCAUUGCGUGCACCUUCAACCACGUACAGGGCUUGCGCGGCCCGCGAUCUCUGCGCGAGAAGACCAUCCGCCGGAUCAAGACGGUACAGGAGGCCCCUUCUGCGGCACAGCAACGACAACAAGAACAACAACAACAGCAGCAGCAGCAGCAUGCCGCUGACGAACCAGCGCUCUCAACAUCCCCCGUUCAGCAAAAAUCACAACCCACCCUCCUAUCAACGCUCGUCUAUCUGCUUUGCACCUAUCGUCUCCGGCUCUUCUCAGUAUGGCCUAUAGUGGCCGUCGAGGAGGUCAUGGCCGAGCUGCACCGCAACCCCGAGGACCUCUCGACCUACGCCCUGGCCAACGCCAUCGCGGCGGCGACCGUGGCGCAGCUCAAACUCGACGGCGACGGGCAGAAGCCGUCAUCCGCAACGCUCGAGGCUGAGGCGCGCCGAGCACGGAGGGCCAUCAUCGAUGGGCAGGACAUCGAGGACGACGACGAGGACGACGACGAGCCCCUGAUGAACCUGGACUCGCUCCGCACCACCUUCUUCCUGCACAUAUUCCACGAGAAUCAAAAGCCCGGCGGCGCAAAGUCGCUCAUGUAUCUGCGCGAGGCCAUCACCAUCGCCCAGAUGAUGCGGCUGCACGACGAGGCGUCCUACUCGGGCUCCUCUGGCCCCGAACAGAUGAUGCGCAGGCGGAUCCUGUGGCUACUAUUCGUCACCGAGCGGGGCGUUGCGGUCCUGCAUGGCCUGCCCCGGGUGUUGAACCCCAGUCCGAGUGCGCGUUUCCCGUCCCUCGGCGGCUUUGGAGACAGGAAGAGAGCGGGUGAAGAAGAAAAGGAUGACGAGGCACACGUCCUCCCGGCGUUUAGAAAGCUCAUUGAUCUGUUCUGGAUAUUCGACAGGUCUGGGGCCUUUGAUAUGCUCGGCGAGUCCGGUGGUAGCAACUCCCCGUCAAGGCCGGUCGGGGCGGCAGGCACACCGACGGGGGCGGUUCUCGACGCCGCAGCAACACCACCGGCCGAAUCCAACUCGAGCAAGUUGCAGAGGUGUUUUGCGCUGCUCAGGCAGCACCAGUUCCACGACGAUCAGCAGGCCGAAGCUAACCCAAGCGACGCAGGUGCUGAUCCUCUUGGCGAUGUCCAAAAGGCAGAUGUCCUGGUCACGCAGCUGUGGAUGCAGGCCGUCCUGUGGAAGCUGUUGCUGAGGCGUCGCCCACAACAUCGACAGCCCGAAGCGCUGGUGCACACGCAGCCGCUGCAGAUCGCAACCGACCUGAUCAGGAUAGUCGACUGUCUGCCGGCCGCCGCUCUGGAGUCCCACGGGCCGACGAUGGAGCUCAAGAUAUUCGAUAUUGCCAGUGCCGUGGUGGAUCAGCUGUCAAUGUCCAGCAACGCGAGAGUUGUGUGGGAUGAUGGUCGCAACAGCGCCGAGGGAAUUCUUUCCGAGUUGCAGCGAAUUCUUAGCGGCUGUCGAGGUGGAAACACGAAGCUGCUGGCUCUUCUUCGGGCCAAGAUUGAUGGCCAGAGAGGUGCUGUGGGCCAGGACAGAUGCCUCGUCGACCAAGGUCCCAGGAUGAGAUAUUCCGACCGAACUGGUAACCUUUUUGAGCAUUCCGGACCUUCGCUGGGCCAUGGUCAAGUGCUCGGCUAUCAAGAUAGGUUGGAGGGAAGAAGAGUUCAAGACACAUUCGACAGCUCGAGGGCUCAGCUUUACGCCCCAGUUGGGCAAGGCUUACACCUUACGCAGGUAAGCGCGGGAGACAUGCUCCUCGGCAUGUCCAGCGACGUCGAGGGUCUUCAGGUGCCCAUAGACGGAAUGGUUGACUCUGGAGCGGCACUGUUUGCCGAGCUGGCAUCGAACGGGGGCUUUAUGUGGGAUGCGAGCCUUUCCAAUGAUCGAAUAGGUAUCUGGCCUGCAUGUGUGCCAAACUAA
Molecule: messenger RNA, 2187 nt
Organism: Pyricularia pennisetigena
Lineage: Eukaryota; Fungi; Ascomycota; Sordariomycetes; Magnaporthales; Pyriculariaceae
Exons: 1
Coding region: 1-2187 (728 amino acids)
Biological process (GO): DNA-templated transcription; regulation of DNA-templated transcription
Molecular function (GO): zinc ion binding; DNA-binding transcription factor activity, RNA polymerase II-specific; DNA binding
Source: RefSeq, a predicted model, not a curated record